Messenger RNA from Acyrthosiphon pisum (pea aphid), 1998 nucleotides. RefSeq lists its product as uncharacterized. Gene Ontology annotation, biological process: DNA integration. The transcript has 2 exons. Lineage: Eukaryota; Metazoa; Arthropoda; Insecta; Hemiptera; Aphididae. Gene Ontology annotation, molecular function: nucleic acid binding. Bases 1 to 1998 code for a protein of 665 amino acids. The record is from RefSeq and is a predicted model, not a curated record.
AUGGAUGAUUUUAUCAGCGGUGCAGCUACAAAGAAAGACGCAAUCGAGAUACGCAAUGCACUUAUCAAAUUAAUGUCUACAGCUAAAUUAGAGCUAGGUAAAUGGGCGUCUAACGAUUCGGAUAUAAUUCGAGACGGUUUCGACAACAAUGACGGCUUAGUGGAUUUUCAAGAGACAAGUAAUGAUUUAACUAGAAUACUUGGUCUAUAUUGGGACUUUCACACCGACGAACUUAAAUAUAAGAUUAACGAAACUUCGUUAGUAACGCCUCUUACUAAACGCAACAUAUUGUCCGAUAUUGCACGUAUUUACGACCCACUCGGCUUAAUUGGUCCGGUAAUAGUUUGUGCAAAAUUAAUCAUGCAAGAGUUAUGGAAAGAGGAUUUAUCUUGGUCAGAACCGGUUUCGGAAAAGAUAAGCAACAUGAAUAACAAACAUAAGGUACAAUUAAUUUGCGCAAAGUCAAAGGUAGCACCACUAAAAAUAUUGUCGCUACCACGAUUGGAAUUGUGCGCCGCUCUAUUGCUAGCAAAGGUAGCAAAUAAGAUCGUAACAAGGUUGAAAUUGUCAAUCAGUAGAACAUAUUACUGGACCGAUUCCAGCGUCACAUGGUGUUGGAUCACGUCAACGUCGAAAAAAUGGAAAACCUUCGUCGCACACCGAGUUGGUCAAAUUCAAGAGAUCACAUCUCCCUCAAACUGGUUUCACAUUAGCGGUGUCGAUAAUCCGGCAAACGUGAUUUCACGCGGUUGUUGUCCCACCCAAUUAGCGAGUUUAUCAGUCUGGUGGAACGGACCAAGUUGGUUGUCACGACACGAAAACGAGUGGCCUGAUACGGUGAACCGCUCAUUAGAUUGUGACGAGGAGAGCGCAGAAACAAAAAUAAAUGAGAUAAGCGCUUUAUGCACUACGGCAAGUGAUAUAAAUAUCAUAAAUCGGUAUUCGUCUUUCGGUAAAUUGUUAAGAGUCGUAGCAUAUUGUUUACGAUUUAAAACUAAUUGCUCAAGUAAAACAGAUAAAACAGGCGAUCGGUACCGACGGAUCGGUAAUUUAAGUGCUGACGAAAUAAAAUUAGCAAAAACGUCAUUAAUUAAAGUUGUUCAAAGAAAUGAGUUUGCUAAUGAGAUAAAAUCUAUGCUUAACGGAGAAGCAAUAUCAAGCAAGAGUAAGUUAUUUCGUCUGCGACCGUUUUUAGAUAAGAAUAAUAUAAUAUGCGUGGGUGGACGAUUAAAACAUGCAGCAUCAAUUUCGAUUUUCCAGCGUAACCCUAUAGUGUUACCAUCAAAUAGUAAUUUCACGAAAUUGUUGUUAUGUAACGAGCACGUUACACUAAUGCAUGGAGGUCCACAAGCUAUGUUAUCGUCGGUACGCAUGAGCUAUUGGCCAAUUAACGGUCGAAAUUUAGCACGAAACAUAGUAAACAAAUGCGUUAUUUGUUUUAAACAAAAACCUAUUAUAAUGCAACCGAUAAUGGGUGAUCUGCCUAAACAUCGAGUAUCUCCAGGCCGCGCGUUUCUAAGAUGUGGAGUAGACUUCGCCGGGCCCUUUAUGGUUAAAACUAGUACUCGAAGAAAUGCUCCAAAAGUGAAGUCUUAUGUAAGCAUUUUUAUUUGUUUAGCUACGCGACCUAUACAUCUCGAGCUCGUCAGUGACCUGAGCACCGACGCCUUUAUACGCGCAUUAAAUAGAUUUUUUGACCGUCGGGGAAAAAGCAUUGUAAUAUACUCAGAUAAUGCAACGAAUUUCAUCGGGGCCAACCGGAAACUAAAGGAAUGGUACCAAUUAUUUCAUAGUGACGAAAAUAAAAAAAGGACUAUGGAUACGUUAUCAGAUUUAGGCAUUGAUUGGAAAUUCGUACCCGCCCGUUCACCUCACUUCGGGGGUCUAUGGGAAGCAGGUGUAAAAUCCAUGAAAUCUUUAUUAUCUAAAAUCUUGGGUGAUUCGUACUUUACUUACGAAGAGUUGCUAACUAACCCGAGCAGAGGCGUGUCUAAAUAG